CGCCGCCACCCCCCUCCCGCCCUGUUCUCUUUCUGGUCCGGUCGGGCCCGGCCGGUUCCACGAGCGCCCGGCAGAGACUGAGGGAGAGAGAGAGAAAGAGGAGGGGAGGAGGAGGAGGAGGAGGAUUCAGGGAAUAGGAGCUGGGGAGCCCUUCUGCGCCACAGAAAAUUUCCAAAGACCUCAAGAAGAUAGGAAAAUUAUCAGAAAGGCAGUAGCGCCAUUACACUGUAUUUGCUUCUUUGUCAGCAGCGCUCAAGUGAUCUCUACUUCUUCAUUCUUCUUUGCUUCCUGUCUGCUAACCAAGACUUGUGUUUGGAGAACUCUUUUGUACUGAAUCUGAAGUCAUCUUUGACCUAUAAUAAGAGCAUGCAUUUUCAAAUGUCAAUUAGAUUUUUGGAUCAAUAAAGGUCUCCUGUAAGGUAGUCGCUUUCAGCGACAUUGUUCAUUUCUCACAAUGUAUCAUUCCUUAUCUGAAACUAGACAUCCUCUGCAGCCAGAAGAACAAGAAGUGGGCUUUGACCCCCUGUCAAGCUACUCAAACAAGACUGGAGGAGAUUCAAAUAGAAAUGGAAGAAGUUCUACUUUAGAUUCAGAUGGGACUUUUAAUUCUUACAGGAAAGAAUGGGAAGAACUAUUUGUAAACAACAAUUACUUGGCAACAAUAAGGCAGAAGGGGAUUAAUGGGCAGCUGAGAAGCAGCAGGUUCCGCAGCAUUUGCUGGAAGCUGUUUCUUUGUGUUCUUCCUCAAGAUAAAAGUCAGUGGAUAAGUAGAAUUAAAGAAUUAAGAGCAUGGUAUAGCAACAUUAAAGAAAUACACAUCACAAACCCGAGGAAGGUUGUUGGCCAGCAGGAUUUGAUGAUCAAUAAUCCCCUUUCACAGGAUGAAGGGAGUCUUUGGAACAAAUUCUUUCAAGAUAAAGAACUUCGAUCAAUGAUUGAACAAGAUGUCAAAAGAACAGUACUCUGUGGAGCGAACAGAAGAUGGAAACAUUGGUUUCCUGAAAUGCAGUUUUUCCAACAAGAAAAUGUGAGAAAAAUUCUUACAGAUGUUCUUUUCUGUUAUGCUAGAGAAAACGAGCAGUUGCUUUAUAAACAGGGCAUGCACGAGCUCUUAGCGCCUAUAGUCUUUAUUCUCCACUGUGACCACCAAGCUUUUCUUCAUGCCAGUGAGUCUGCCCAGCCAAGUGAGGAAAUGAAAACUCUCUUGAACCCUGAGUAUCUGGAACAUGAUGCCUAUGCAAUGUUCUCACAACUUAUGGAAACUGCUGAACCUUGGUUUUCUACUUUUGAGCAUGAUGGUCAAAAGGGAAAAGAAACACUGAUGACUCCCAUCCCCUUUGCUAGACCGCAGGAUUUAGGGCCAACAAUUGCUAUUGUUACUAAAGUCAACCAGAUCCAGGAUCAUCUACUGAAGAAGCACGACAUUGAGCUUUAUAUGCACUUGAACAGACUAGAAAUCGCACCACAGAUAUAUGGGUUACGGUGGGUCCGGCUACUAUUUGGACGAGAGUUCCCCCUGCAGGAUCUUCUGGUGGUCUGGGACGCCUUGUUUGCAGAUGGCCUUAGCCUGAGUUUAGUUGACUAUAUCUUCAUAGCCAUGUUACUCUACAUCCGAGAUGCUUUGAUCUCUAGUAACUACCAGACCUGUCUUGGCCUUCUGAUGCAUUACCCACUAAUUGGGGAUGUACACUCACUGAUUCUUAAGGCUCUGUUCCUUCGAGAUCCAAAGAGAAAUCCAAGACCAGUGACUUACCAAUUCCAUCCAAAUUUAGACUAUUACAAAGCACGGGGAGCAGAUCUUAUGAAUAAAAGCCGGGCCAAUGCCAAAAGCGCCCCCCUGAAUAUAAAUAAGGUCUCUAAUAGCCUGAUCAAUUUUGGAAGAAAGUUGAUUUCUCCGGCAAUGGCCCCGGGCAGUGCGGGAGGCCCCGUGCCAGCAGGCGGUAGUGGUGGCGGCACCACUGCCGCGGCCCCCACCAGGACCUUAGCAGAGCUCCCCAGGCAGCACCUGCAGCAGCAGCAGCAGCAGCAGCACCUGCAGCAGCAGCAGCAGCAGCAGCAGCGACUGAUGAAAUCAGAAAGCAUGCCAGUGCAGUUGAACAAAGGCGAUGUAGUUACAGGAAGCGAUGCUCAGGUUACUGCUCCUGCCCAGACUCUAACUGACCUCCAAGGACAAAGUUCUAAAACCAUCAGUUCAUCCCCAAGCACUGAAAGUUUGCCUGGAGGAAGAGAAUUCACUGGCUCCCCACCUUCAUCUGCUACUAAAAAGGAUUCCUUUUUUAGCAACAUCUCUCGGUCCCGCUCACACAGCAAAACUAUGGGCAGAAAAGAAUCUGAAGAAGAAUUAGAAGCCCAGAUUUCCUUCCUUCAAGGACAAUUAAAUGACCUAGAUGCCAUGUGCAAGUACUGUGCGAAGGUGAUGGACACUCAUCUUGUAAAUAUUCAAGAUGUGAUAUUACAAGAAAAUUUGGAGAAAGAAGAUCAAAUUCUAGUCUCUCUGGCAGGAUUAAAACAGAUCAAAGACAUUCUGAAAGGUUCCCUGCGUUUCAACCAGAGUCAGCUGGAAGCUGAGGAGAAUGAGCAGAUCACCAUCUCAGAUGAUCACUACUGCUCCAGUGGCCAGGGCCAGGGCCAAGGCCAAGGCCAGAGCGACCAAACGCCUGGGGCCAGCAAGCAGGCCUCCUCAGAAACAUCAGGGCGCAUGGACAGAGGGAACGCAGACGACUUCAUCCUGGUCUCCAAAGACGAUGACAUGGGCAGUGCCAAGGGGUCCUCCUCAGGCCAGGCGCAGCCUCUUCGCACCCUCCGAAGCACCUCUGGGAAAAGCGAGCCCCUGGCCCGCUCCCCUCUGGUGUUCUCUGACCCACUGAUGGGCCCGGCCUCAGCUUCCUCCAGCAACCCCGGCUCCAGCCCUGAUGAGGACAGCAGCAGCAACAGCAAGGACUCGGGCUUCACCAUUGUGAGCCCCCUGGACAUCUGACCACAGUGCCCCUGGCUUCCCUUGUGGGGACCGGCCACCCCCCUCAGCAGCCCCAGGGUCUGGCUGAGGCUCCCCCAGUGGAGACCCCUCUGAAACCAACACUUCUUUCGCAGCAGGCCUGUGGCCCUCACGCAGCCCAUCGGAACCCUCUAGAGAGAGGCAGACGGGGCCACAGAGUGCACAGACUGAUGUUCACCGGAACUCAGGGCUUUUGCGGCCCUUACCUCAUCCCACCCCACCCUUGCUCUGAGGUGGACCUGGGUUAAGUAUCCAGUAUCAGCUCAUUGUCAGAAAAGAGACCAAACCACAAUUAGAAUCACUUUUCAUCCGUCCUCUUUUCCCCAACUAAGAAUUAGGUGUGGCAACUCCAUCAUUUUUAACUAGAAGAAGGAAGAAGAGUUGGUUUCAAACCUUCCCUCCCUCAGAGCACCAGUCAUAGGAAAAUCAAUUGAUAUCAAGAAGGCUUUCUCUCUGGAAAUCUAUAUCUCAGCCUAUUUCAUUACUCCUUUGGGGAGCCAUACAGCAGAGCCAAAUACAACAGAAUGGACUAGAACUGGUGGAUUCCAGGGCUGGAAAAAACCCAUCACUGACCUCUCAGAAAGUUACAGUGAUCUUUAGAAACAGGGUCUAAACUUACGAAUCAUAUUUUGGUGUGAUGGGAGUUAGAUUUUUUUCAUUUGUUAAAGAGUACAUUUCCAGACCUCAGGCCAGAUCGACUCCGGCCAUCACUGUCCCUCCUCACACAAUUGUAUUUCCCCUCUUAGAAUCUUUCAGGACCAGAAAGCAAGGUCACAUUAAGCCAAUCUUUGAUGCACUGAUUUCAAAAGUUGUAAGAAUAUUACUUCCUUGAAUUGGCAAAUGUGACCCUGACUGUGGGAUAAGCAUCUCUCAGAUAGUUUUCUGGUAAAGCUUCUGUAACCUUGACGGUGGAAUACACUGUCACCUGUCAGUUGAGAAGUAAAGGGAAAAACCCAAACUCAUUCCCAUCCACAGUCAGGAUCUCCCAUUGGCCUUAAAGUAGCAGUAACAGGGAAUAAGACCUGGAGUCCCUUCUGGGGGAGCAGGACUUCCCACAGAACAUUCCAGAUGUCAUCAGGAUGCGGAAUUGCUGCACAGCCCUCCCUUUGCUGGGAGCCAAGUGUAGUUGCUGCAGGGCCUGGGUUGGGUUGUGCACUGCGCCAGGCCCCACGGCCACGGCAGGACCAGGUCCGGCAUGCCGGCGCCUUCCCCGGCUUCAGCGUGGAGUGGGGCUUUCCCCUUUUCAGUGGGCGGCUUACGGAAUCGUGAUGGGCAGAAGGCAUCACGGAAGCUGUUUGUUGUCUUAAGAAGUCCCUGCACAGGACACUUCCCCUCUCCUGGGCCCAGGCAGGAGUUGUGACAGGAGAGCGCAGUGCCCCCCGUGACUGGCCCUUAGGGCCUCUCCUCUGAGGAGGGCGAGGCCUCUGGGCGGCGGGACCUGUCAUGCCAACAAGGGAAAAGCUAAGUUUGAAAGAAUGCCAUCUAAUCCUUCCCACUUCUGACCAUGUAUUUCUCUACAGACGAAAGUGAUAAUGACCUGAUUUCCCCUGUGUGCCCCGAAAACCUAGUGAUGACUCGAGAGUCAGCUACUACAGAGAGGGUUCUAAGUAGCUCUACCACUUGUUCUUAAACUCUAGCAGGAGAACCUCUGAACGCAUGAGCCUGGAAGACGAGUAACCGCUCUGGUUUUGCUCAGAUAACAGGACUGUUUGGCCUUCCGUGGCUACUUAGAGAUACGCUGAUGAGCUCCCUGGCUCCUGACUGAGUGGUCUGCCCAGUCCCCUGUGGGGGCGACUCACUGAGUAAGUUACUGCCAAGUAUGUGUCGCCCUGAAGACUAUGCUCCCAAGGUCCCUGUACAGUGAGCGGCCUUGCAACUGCGCCGGGUUGCCAUUAUUUUCUCUCAGAGGACCUAGUCUGGGGACUUGUUGGUAUUUUGAGUUCUAAGGUAAAAAGCGCAGAGCCAUCCUUGCCAGGGCUCCAGGACAGCGACUGGAAAGGGCCAUGGAGCUGGCUCUCCCCUGGCAGCGGGUCACAGCCAUCUGCUCGCUUUGAGCAUCUCCGUGGCCCCUGAGAGCUAGACUCACAGGAGGCCAGUACCAGUGGGCACACAGGAGCCGCCAGGCACCCACCACCCCGAGGCCCUGGGCUACCUCCCUGCAGUCGGCCAGGUGUCUGCGAGUCACUGAAACCCCCGGCCUCCAGCACACUAAGGGUAGGUCCUCCGUUCUGUGCUUCCGUGUCAGUGCCACGUGAGAACGAUGGGGUCCCUCAGGGCUGUUGCUUCUGUGGUUCGAAACACGCUGCUCCCUGCUCGGAGGAAAGAGACUCAAGGGGGAGUGGACGCGGGCAGUGCCAUCCUCAACCUCCCAUAGAUCCGUGGGGCUCGAGAGCUGUAUUACUCUCUCAAUCUUUUUAAGUGACUUGUUUUUAUUUUUCAUAGUCAAGCAUUGUUUGCAUUUUUAUUAGUUACAGUGCUAUUAAAGAAUGUGUUCCUUUUUUAUUAUUUUAUCAGGUACUUCUGUUACAUUGCACAUUUUUUUAAAUCCUGACCAUAUGAAACCUUUUUAUUUUUCUUUAACAAAUAUAAUCAGUGGAACCCUCUCAUGUUUUGAUUAUUAGCAGUUAAAUACAUUUUAUAUCUGUAAAGCUUAGAUGUGUUCUACCAAUCCACUUUUUUAAUACAUGUGCCUGUGUUUCAUGCAUUCCUCUCUGAUCAGUUUGGAACUUUGAGUUAAAUUUUAUCUUUUUACGUUACAUAUGAGAGUUACAGAUUAGAGAAAGAAAAUCAUUAUGACUUUGCCUUACCUUUUGUAUAUGCCAAGGGGUCAUACAACACUUUAAACACUUAAUUAUACUGGAUUCUUCUUCCAAAGGUGAUCUCCUGCUAAUGCUCACUGCUAACUGCAACCCGGUGAGAAUACCACUGCGGAACGAGUGUGGCUAAAAGUCCACCGAGGCAGCCUUGUGCUUUGCCUUCUCUGCAGCUGACUGCCCUCCACUAACAUGAAUGACUCCCGCACUUUGUCAGAGACAAUGAACAAAUACAAAACUCAGUGGCACUUACGUUGUCUCCUAAUGAUAGGUAAUCUGCCAGAGUUGACUUAAAUUUACUAUUUUUGUUUUUAUUUUGUUGUUUCCUUAAGUUGCCUCCUGGAGUUGUUACAGAACCAGUGUUGGGGCCAGCAGGGAGCAGGGGAGGAGACGCAGGCCCUCGGAGUGGCUGUCCUGUGGGGGCCAGGCCAUUCCACCAUUCCGUCCCCCUCUCCUGCAGGUGCACACCUGGCCCCGCCCCCGUGUGUACAGAACAGGGGCCCUGGGGGGUGGGGGGGCGGGGACAGGAGGCGGGGGAUAAAUUAAGGAAGGCACCUGGCAAGCCGGGCUUCCUUCCCACAGGCCAAAAUGCUUCCCCACCCCACCCUCUAUGUUACUUUCAAAAGCUCUCUUUUUAUAGUGUUAAAAAGAAAUAGAAAUAUAAAGUUCCUGUAAGCAGGCUGGAGACCACUUUGAUGUAAAAGUCGUCAUAAUAAUUUCUCUCAUGAGGGCACAAUUUAUUUGAUUUAUGGAAUACCCUGUUGUGCCAUUUAUAUCCUGUUGCUUUGUUCUCAUUCGUCUUUAUGCUGUAACUCAUACUGAUUUAAGAAAUGACUUACCCUUUUGGCAAAGUGAUCCCAUUCAAUACAGUUACAAUAAAAGACUAAUGUGAAACUGA
Hyaena hyaena (striped hyena) is the source of this 6706-nucleotide messenger RNA. It is a transcript of the gene TBC1D5, whose product is annotated as TBC1 domain family member 5. NCBI's taxonomy places the organism in Eukaryota, Metazoa, Chordata, Mammalia, Carnivora, Hyaenidae. Bases 455 to 2977 code for a protein of 840 amino acids. Gene Ontology annotation, molecular function: GTPase activator activity. Gene Ontology annotation, biological process: activation of GTPase activity. The record is from RefSeq and is a predicted model, not a curated record. The transcript is spliced from 25 exons.